This is a messenger RNA of Sardina pilchardus (European sardine), 3700 nucleotides long. RefSeq names its product single-strand-selective monofunctional uracil-DNA glycosylase 1 (gene smug1). Lineage: Eukaryota; Metazoa; Chordata; Actinopteri; Clupeiformes; Clupeidae. The coding region runs from base 36 to 878 and encodes 280 amino acids. Gene Ontology annotation, biological process: base-excision repair. The record is from RefSeq and is a predicted model, not a curated record. The transcript is spliced from 3 exons. Gene Ontology annotation, molecular function: oxidized pyrimidine nucleobase lesion DNA N-glycosylase activity; single-strand selective uracil DNA N-glycosylase activity.
GGAAGGUCUUUGUUGCCGGAAAACUUUCAUGAAGAAUGCUCAACGAGAAUGAUCCUCACAGAUUUGACGGUGGAGAUGCAGAGACACAAGACACGGUGGAGUCAGAGAAACAAGUCAUCACGUUGGAUGGAGUCCCAAAUGAACCGGCCGAACGAUUUUUGCUAGCAGAAUUGGAUUUGAAUGCCCGUCUUCGUACACUGACUUUUGGAGAGCCAGUGCGUUACCUGUACAACCCUCUAGAGUAUGCCUGGGAUACACACCAAUGUUACGUGAAGACGUACUGUCAACCAGGGCAAAGUGUGCUGUUUCUGGGUAUGAACCCAGGGCCGUUCGGCAUGGCUCAAACAGGGGUACCUUUUGGUGAGGUGAAUAAUGUCCGUGAUUGGCUGAAAAUCACUGGGGAGGUGGGACAUCCACCUGAUGAACAUCCCAAGCGCCCAAUCUUGGGACUGGCCUGCAAGCAGAGCGAGGUGAGCGGCGCCCGUUUCUGGGGCUUCUUCCGCAAGCAGUGCGGAGAGCCGCAGACCUUCUUCCGCCACUGUUUCGUUCACAACCUGUGCCCGCUGAUUUUCAUGAACGCCACAGGGAAGAACCUGACCCCUCCUGAGCUGCCCGCCGCAGAGAGAGAUGCCCUCCUGCGCCAUUGUGAUGCCACCCUCUGCCAGGUGGUGACAGCGCUGGGCAUCUCCAUGGUGAUUGGAGUAGGGAAGGUUGCCGAGCAGCGAGCACGCAGGGCUUUCUCUGAGGCAGGGGUCCAGGUGAGGGUGGAGGGGAUUCUGCACCCCUCCCCCAGGAGUGCACAGGCCAAUAAGGGCUGGGAGGCUGUGGCCAAAGCCAAGCUGGAGGAACUGGGUGUGCUCAAGUUGUUGACUAUGUGACUUCUAAUUCACAAUCAACACAUAUGAGACUGUCUACAUGCUACAGGGACAUGUUUACAAGUGAGAAUCUUGUAUGGUUCAAUUACUUUUGAAUGUUUUGAAUGCUGUCUAAAGGUGCAGUCAGCUAUUGUAUGCAAUUUCAAGGCCAUAACGUUUUUUUUGUCACAUUCAGUGAACAACUCCUUAUGAUCUGCUGGAUCCCCAUCCCUUGAGUACACUGUAAAAAACUGCUCUCUAUAGGUAGCCCAGGCUCCGAAAACUAAGGGCAGCCUGUUUCCCUAAAACAAAAUACUUUGUUGAGUUUCUCUGGGAAUACUGAAUGGAAGGGUGGGUUACGUCUGUGGUGUGUUUAGUUUGGUCCUUGGUUAAAAUAUAAUGUACACUAUAUUGCCAACAGUAUUUGCUCACCUGCCUUGACUCACAUAUGAACUUCAGUCACAUCCCAUUCUUAAUCCAUAGGGUUUAAGAUCACGUCGGUCCACCCUUUGCAGCUAUAACCGCUUCAACUCUUCUGGGAAGGCUUUCCACUAAGUUUUGACUAUUCUUUCAGAAGCACAUUUGUGAGGUCAGGUCACACACUGAUGUUGGACGAGGCGACUGGCUCUCAGUCUCCGCUCUAAGUAAUUCCAAAGGUGUUCUGUUGGGUUGAGGUCAGGACUCUGUGCAGGUCAGUCAAGUUCUUUUACAACAAACUCUGAUCAAUGUCUUUAUGGACCUUGCUUUGUGUACUGGUGCACAAUCAUGUUGGAACAGGAAGGGGUCAUAUUAAAACCUAUGGAUAAAGAAUGGGAUGUGACUGAAGUUCAUAUGUGACCCUUCAAAGCGAAAUCAGUCACUUUGCACAAACGUUAUUUUGAGAAAAUCCACAAUAAACAAACUUCCGGGUAAAAAUGUUGAAUUUCACGUUUUCGCAUAAUUUGACAGUAUACAGUCUACAGUUUCAUAUCGUGAUCUCAUUUCACGGAAAAACAUAUGUUUUGACUGUUAAACCCGGCGAAGAUUCAACACAUUUGCAGUCAUUCCCGUUGUCAACGCCACUUAAAAAGGUGAUUUCUCCUCUUUUGGCAUAUCGUGACAGGAGAACCAUGUCAACUUUGAAUGCGGUUAUCUUAGCGAUAGUUUGUGUAAUACCCUCGAUAUACAGUACAUAUCGUUGGAAAGCUUAGUUUACGGCCGUUCAUGUGAGCACAAUAACUUAAUUUUGUAAAUUUUACCGAAGCGACCGGUUUCGCUUUGCAGGGUCACAUGUGAGUCAAAGCAGGUGAGCAAAUACUUUUGGCAAUAUAGUGUAUGUUGUUUUAGACAAAAGCAUCUGAUGAGAAAUUGAAAUAAUUAUGUACAUGAACAUAAAUGUGAUGUCAUACGCAAUAAUAGACUGCACCUUCUUUUAAUGUUCAAUUGUUUGUCUACUUAUCCUUUAUAAUACUUAUGUGUGCGACUGUGCGCAAAACUGUUUUUUAUUUUUACCAUGUACUUUUUUAUUUUACCCAAAACCUUUCUAUCACGAUGACAAUGCAAUAAUUGCCAUCCUUUUUUUUUUCUUGUGUUGAUUACUAGUUGUUUCAGUAAUGCACCUGAAAGUCUGCACUGCCCUCCCAGCUUUCGACUGGCUUUACCUGUUCGCACCCACAGACUCAGGCAUGUCUCAGGCCUGACAGGCAGUGAUACAGUGACACGCGGCUCCAGACAGGCUCCAUGCCUGACACCGUAAUGAAUCAGACACAAUAGGGAGAGGGUCUGCUCAAUGCUUCCCCCCGAAAAUGGGUGCUCACUCAUGGAAUAAUGACAAUGUUUCCAUUGACCUGGAUAGGUUUGGCCCGUCGUCAUUGUGCACUGAUGAAAUAAAACCUUUUUGGGGCAGCAGGAGUAUGGAUAUUUUGUCAUGUGUGAUAUAAGGGAAGGCUGACCGGGGUCUAUAGGGCUUGGUUGUUCAUCAAUACCCAUAAGUACUGUAUAGAAAUGGACCAUAAGCAUAUUGCAAAGUUCCCUCGCUUUUACAUUAAUUUCUGAAAAACAAUCAAGACUGUAUUAGAGAGACAAGAAGUGGGGAUGUUGAUUGAUAGUUAUAAUAAGAUAUCACUUGAUUUGAAGCUAUGGCUCUCAUUUGUUUGGGUUAUGUUGCAGAUUUUCUCAGUGACUUUGGUGCGCUUCUCAAAUCGGGGGUAAUCCACUGAGGACCAUCCUGGUCAAAGUGGGGACAUAAUUAUUAUACAGAACAAAAAGUGCCCAACCUGAUUGUAUUGGAAAGUCUAGUGCAUUUAAAGUUUGAAUAGCUCUUGGUUGAGUCUGGUGCCUGGAGUAAGUUCCAUGUGCUUUCAUGAUUGCUUUUUACUGGAAUAAACAUGGAAGCUGCAUCAACAGCGAAGAAACAUAAUUUUUCGUAUGAACACCCUUAUGUUUUCUCAAACUGCAAAAGCCUGUAGCAUGCUGAAAAUGCUUUGUUUAUGUCUCAAAAGUAAAUAUGUGUUGCAAUCAAAAUGUCAGUGUCAUCAGAAUGACAAGGUCCUGUGUCAUUGUUAUAAGACAGUCAAAAUGCUGUACAAGAAUGAAAUUGUGCUUAUGAAAAUGCACAACAAUGCAGUUGUUUUCCUGUUUGGAUGACAUAAAUCAAUCAGCCUACAACAUUAACAAGGUACACAGAGUACUGUAUUGGGGAAAUUAUGAAAGAUACCACUACAGUAGACUACUGUUUAUACUGCAGUUAUGCUGCUUUUAUGAUGUGCACAAGUGACUAGAUACAAAGGUUGAAUUGGUAGUUUUGAGGAUUUCAACUCUGAUCUGAGAAAUGCAUCAAAGUGACAAAAACAGGACGAACAAUAUUC